Messenger RNA from Scatophagus argus, 6161 nucleotides. It is a transcript of the gene znf652, whose product is annotated as zinc finger protein 652. The record is from RefSeq and is a predicted model, not a curated record. Lineage: Eukaryota; Metazoa; Chordata; Actinopteri; Scatophagidae. Gene Ontology annotation, molecular function: RNA polymerase II cis-regulatory region sequence-specific DNA binding; DNA-binding transcription activator activity, RNA polymerase II-specific. Gene Ontology annotation, cellular component: nucleus. Bases 1068 to 3143 code for a protein of 691 amino acids. The transcript is spliced from 7 exons. Gene Ontology annotation, biological process: regulation of transcription by RNA polymerase II.
UUUCCUUUGAGAGGCUAAAACGGUCCUCGGGGUCACGUUAUUAUUUCAUCAAUCAAGGAUUUCAGCGCGACGCGUGUGCGCGCGCUGUGCCCUGUCUGGUUUGGAGGGGAGACGAAAAGAAUCCAGACCCAGACACGCCGCCGCGCGCCUGCCCAGACAGCGGCCUGAGUGCCUGGGAUGAGCGCGGGACGGCGGUGGUAUGCGCGAGAGCUUGGCCGGGCCACGUAGCGGGGCUUGAGACACCGGUGCGCACACAGCUAUCUCCGCAGCCCGUAACGCACAUCAGCACAUAUUAACCCUCAUUUUGCACAAAGGGGUCAUUGGCAUUGCCUUCCUUAAAUGCACAUCCGCGAAUGUAGAGGGAGAGCGAGCAAACCCGAAUCUGUGCAACUCUGAUUGCACGAACGCAAGAGGGACGUCGCACUCGACGGAGGGAGGUUCUCUAGUGAACAAACCGCCCUAGUGCACACUCAUUAUGGCGAGUAGGGUGUAAGGUUGUUUGAGGUCAACCAACUGUCAGCCCCAGCAUAGAUGUCAAGUCAAGAACAUGCAAACCCCAUAAAAGUAAUGUGCUGUAAAUGGCUCAAGCAGUGCACAGAAAUCCUUACAGCAGUUCCAUGUCUGGCAUUCAGCUCGGCUUUACCUGCUCUGCAGUUUGAAAACACUGGCACCCUGCGGGGCAGCAGCCUUCAGAGAAACUGAAUCUGGCAGCUGCCUAUAACUCAUAUACUAACUCAAGAGAAAUUUAGUUUCAGAUGUUCAGCAUCAAAGACAAUGAUUUGAUUUUUCAAUCUGAUUUUUAAGCAUAUGAAACAAAACUUGGAACAGAUUGUAUGUCUUUCCAACUGCAUUUUCUACCUUGGACACAAUGGAUGCUCUUUUUGAAUCGGGUUGACUCUCUGUCACCUCAUCCCCUCCUUCCUGUCUCCUCAGUAGAAGGAGGGUGGGGGAUUGGCGGUGCAUCCCCUGCCCCUCCUUUUAGAGUAGGCUAGUCUACAUAGGCUCCAUAGCAGUUUCUCUUUUCCAUUGCCUUGUGCUUCCACCAACUCCAUUCCCUCUCCCUCUUCAUGAAAUCCUGCAAGAGCCUCAAGGAAGAGGUGUCCGUCCCAGGCCUUGGCGGGAUGUCACAGGAGGAAGGACGCAGGGCGCCAGUGUCCCAGUCUUAUUUUCAUUCCCCUAACCCAGAUCUGGAUCUGACAGGCAAGCUUUAUAAGAGGGAGGUUGGUGGUAAGCCUUAUUCUGUGCUAGUGGACAAUAAAAUGGCAGCCAAAACAUGCGUGGGAGACCAGAACAUUGGUCAGGUGCCCACUCAACAUGUGACUCAACAGCAACAUCAGCAGUAUUUCAGAGAGGGAGGAGCAGGGAAAGAGGUGGGGACGCAGGGAUCCCAGGCUGGCAAUAACGGCACCUCUGACGACACUGAAGAUGAUGACGACGAUGAGGAAGAGGAGGGUGAGGAGGAGGAGGAGGAGGAUGGGGAGACCGAGAGCUUCAAUCGUGAACAGAUCAUUGUCGAGGUUAACCUGAACAACCAGACACUUCACGUGUCCAAGGGGGACAACAAAACUGGCACCACAGCUGAUGACUCUGAGAGAGCUGGCAGCGAUGAUGAUGAUGACAACGACGACGACGAUGAGGAGGAGGAAGAAGAGGAGGAGGAAGAGGAGAGCCCUGAUGAAGAAGAGGAAGAAGAGGAUGAGGAGGAUGAGAUUGAGAGUCAACGAACAAGGUCAAAGAGGGGCCGUCGGGGUGCUAGUAGCACAGCAGCUGCCAGCCAGCCACGGAGGAAAAGCCUGAGAACAGCUCUGAGCACAGCCACUGCAGGAAUGACCACCAGGGGCCGGCGGAAGCGCAUGGAGCCUCCAAAGAGCAAGCGCAGGUCUGCCAGGUCAGCCCCAUCGUCUGCAGGGGGGAAAGCAGAGGUGGAGGAGAAGGAGAUGCUGGCGUGUGAAAAGUGCCCCCGAGUGUUCAACACGCGCUGGUAUUUGGAGAAGCACAUGAACGUCACACACAGGCGAAUGCAGAUUUGCGACAAGUGUGGCAAGAAGUUUGUCCUGGAGAGUGAGCUGGCCUUACACCAGCAGACUGACUGUGAAAAGAACAUCCAGUGUGUCUCCUGCAACAAGUCUUUUAAGAAGCUGUGGUCACUGCAUGAGCACAUUAAGAUUGUGCACGGCUAUGCCGAAAAGAAGUUCUCGUGUGAAAUCUGUGAGAAGAAGUUCUACACUAUGGCACACGUCCGUAAGCACAUGGUUGCUCACACUAAGGACAUGCCAUUUACCUGUGAGACAUGCGGGAAGUCGUUUAAACGCAGCAUGUCUUUAAAAGUUCACUCACUCCAGCACUCUGGAGAGAAGCCCUUCCGUUGUGAGAACUGUGACGAGCGGUUCCAGUACAAGUACCAGCUGCGCUCCCACAUGAGCAUUCACAUCGGACACAAGCAGUUCAUGUGCCAAUGGUGUGGCAAAGACUUCAACAUGAAACAGUAUUUUGACGAGCACAUGAAAACACACACAGGAGAGAAGCCUUUCAUUUGUGAGAUUUGCGGGAAGAGCUUCACCAGCCGCCCCAAUAUGAAGCGCCACCGCCGCACCCAUACUGGGGAGAAGCCCUAUCCCUGCGAGGUGUGCGGCCAGCGCUUCCGCUUCUCCAACAUGCUCAAAGCACACAAAGAGAAGUGUUUCCGGGUCACCAGCCCCGUGGUUCUGCAGACCAGUGGCCCGCCUGUGCCUGUCCGAAUCUUUGCCAACACCUUCUCCUCCUCGUCUUCUUCCCCACCUGGCCCCGGUCCUUCAGCCGUCACCCCAGCCACCACAUCAGCACCCCUGGGUCUCAGUCCGACAGCAGGCCCCAUGCCUCCACGAGGCCCUAUGGGACACACAUUCUCCCACGUGACGCUCCACUCAACCACCUCUCACCAUCAUCCCCAUGCUCCAACAACCCAGCAACACCUUUCAAACACACCUCAACACGCCCCGCCUCACCCCCACCACCACCUGGCCGUGCCCCCAGUCUCCCACCUGCCCCCACCCCCGGCCCUUUUCAAGAGUGAGCCCUUAAACCACUGUGGGCAUGAGGACAACAGCUACCUGCAUCACAUGGCUCCCCCUGACAAGGGCCCCGGGGCCCCACAGCACCACUGAACUGUGCUCCCGUUCUGCAGGCCCGCACCAAACUGCGCCUUCUUUCUCCUCUUCUCAUGGUCCUGCCUCAGUUUCUCAGUUGCUAGACCCCUGAUGUAAGGGUGCUCCUCUCAAACAGAUUGAAAUAAGUCAAGCUAAACAUACACCAGACUGAUAGACCCUUUGUGCACCUGUUAUUUAAGUAAGAAACCCUACUUAAAUACCCUGGUCAACUGACAAAGAUUUUACAACUUCUAGAUUUUUUUUCUUGAACAUUUUCUAAGGAAAGCUACACAAAAUGAUCUCUGUGUGAGUUCUCUGUCUGUACAUUGAUGGGUGUAAAAUAUCUCCAUUUCAUCAAAAGCUGCUGAUGGAAAUCAACUUAUGUAUCACCUGGGCUACGUGGAUCAUCAGAUAUCAGUGUCAUUGAACUUUCCUCUUCACGUCAAGUUGACUUACGGUUGCAUAUUGGUCAGGACUUAUGCUUUUUGUGCUGGUCCUCCCCAGAGCAAUACUCAACCUGUCCUGCUAGUUGUACUGCAGAACCUUUGCCCCCCACCUCCUCCACACACACACACACACACACACACACACACACACAGAAACAUUGAAUGAAUGUUGUAACUGGUCCUCUUCUGAGCCUUAACCUAAGACUAAGGCAUUCUGUCAGAAGGGCAACAGCAGUAGUGACACAGUGCCAUAGGUUGCAGUGAAAAGGCGGAGAGGAAUUUUUGUAAAGGACAUUGGAAAAAACAAAAAGGUUUUGUAAAUGGUUAGUUGAAUCUAGACAUAUUCUAGAUUCAUAACAUGGUUAAAUGGUGCUUUCCAUUCCAGUACAUGAAAUAUUUCUUAAUUUUGCUUUUCAGAAGUGUAAUAUUUCAAAAUAACAACGUAUUAUGUCAUACAGAACACGUCUUGACAGACUGGCUUUUCUACAGUUGAUCUGAGUUUUGACUAAAGAUUUUGUGAUGGGGGGAUCUCAAGUUAUGCAGGACAUGCCACAGGCACACUCAUUCUCACUCUUGCUCAAGCACACACACACACACACACACACACACAAACAAAAGACCAUAUGGUCACUGAUUUACCUGCUGUGAUCAGUGCAACCUCAGCUCUUAGUACUGUUGGUCAACAGACGCUUUUAGAUAACACGACUGUCAAAUACUGCCACUGUGAGGGGCCCCACACACGGCCCCAUCAGGAUUUACCCCACCUUCUUUCGCUGCUGUCUAAAUGAUACGGGUUACCAUGUUAAAGGUCAUAUGACACACACAGUACACACACCUGGGACCUUUUUUUUCAUCACAGUUCUUAACAGACAAUUAUGCAUAUUCCUCUUAGCCUAUAUUCCAUGGUUUGGUGUGGGGUGUCGUCGUAAAGCUUUGGGAUUUUUUGUUUUUGUUUUUUUUUUGAUUCUCAUCAUACUGACACACUUUGAUCCACACAGGCAAAACGCAUGUCUCAACCUGUUGAAUGUUGCCUACGCAGAAUGACGGCUGACGAAUCGUUCUGAUGUUUUCCUUUAUGUUCUCUGAUAAUGUGCUCAGUUUUAAGCUAAUGAACGGCUCUGCAGUGUAGAUAUGCUGUUGUUAGCACAUGAUAGGAAAUGUCAGGAUGAAAGGCAGUGGUCAUACAACUUCUAAUACUUGGAAUUCUUGUAUAGAUAAGCAAACACGUGAUCAAGUCAGCGCAAGACGUUACAUUUCUCAAUGUAAUAGCUGAAAGUGUGAAUGUUUUUGAUUGCCUGAUUGUUCGCUCUUCACCCCGUCUGACUGCUAGCAGAUGUGUGUUUAGGAGCAACAUUGAGCUUUGUGUGUGUGUGUGUGUCUGUGUGUCUGUCUGUGUGUGUGUGUGUGUGUGCGUGCGUGCAUUAGUUUUUAACCAGUCUGUCUGGUUGUCCCCAGUGCUCUUGUACCAAAAGCUGCUUUUACACAGUGUGCCCCAGUAUGUAUAUUUGGGGAUACCUGAGAUGGAUAGCAGUAUAUUUAACAUGAUCUUCUUUCUACUGCUUGAACAGAGUUUAGUCUGAAGUGGUUAAGCUCAGUAGUUUAGGAAGUCCCAGCCUUGUUUUUUUCAAUUGAUUUGCGACAUGCAAUUAUCCUGACAUUUCUGUAGGUCUUAAUAUCGCUGCAUUAUUUGCUUAUCAUCCUGCCCCCUCGGGUUCGCUGCUGUGCUUCAGCAUUUUGCAGUACGGAUCUUUGUCUUUGUUUUUUGUGUUUUUUUUUUUUUUUUUGGUUUGUUUGUCUGUUUGUUAAGCCUUUCAUUUGUGUGUAUUCUCUGCACUUUACUGCUGCGUGGGUGAGGCGCAGGGACGGGGGAAGGGAGGGACUGACAAUGCAUUGUGGAACAGAGUGCAGUUAUGGCUGCAUGGGAAAGGGUGGAGGUGAUUACUUUGAGUGGAUGUUUUUAGGCAAGGAAAGGAGGAGAAUCCCGGGUGGAGACGGGUAGUGUGGAAGGGACCAUAGCAAACGAAGGACAUUUCUUUUAGUAACGUGCAUAAAUUUAAUUUCUUAUUUUCUCAAAGAAUUAAACUUUUGCUCCAGUAUGGACCUCCCCUCAAAGUGAAAGCAAUGCUCCUCCUGCUUUGGCAACUUUCCACCAGCCCCUCCAAGCUAUGUGUGAAAUACAUUUUUCUGUUUGUUCAUGGAGUUUUUAUCUCAUGUCAUGUCCUGUUCUGUCUUUUUUCAGUUUGCUGAAUGAUUCUCCUCCUCCUUUCUUUGUUAUAUAGAAUGCACUUUCUACUAAAAUUCUUGGCUAGUUAAGAAAAAUAACAUUGUAUGUUCUUUAAAGAUGUUUUAAAAAAAAAAUCAAUAUACUUUUUUUCCCCUUUGUAUUUUUAACCACUUAAUGUAGCAAUUCGUAUUUUAUUAUUGUAUCUGGUACAAAAUGUGCAGCUUUAUAAUGUCCUGGUUUGUCCUUUUUUUUUGUAUGUUAUCUGGCGAUUGGGGAGAAGUGAAAAAGUUGGGCCUUUUUUUGAUAAUGUACAUUUAACUGACUGCUAACUUUAAGAAGUAAAAACAAGUAGCCAUGAUUAUCACA